Molecule: messenger RNA, 420 nt
Organism: Tetrahymena thermophila SB210
Lineage: Eukaryota; Ciliophora; Oligohymenophorea; Hymenostomatida; Tetrahymenidae
Exons: 3
Source: RefSeq, a predicted model, not a curated record
AUGAAAGAUAUUUAUUUAAUAAAUAAGAUAUAAAUUACAAAAUAGCCUUUUAAAAAAUAGCAAAUAUAGCCAACAAAAAUUACUUAAAGUAGUUAAAGCAUUUUGAAAAGUGUUAAAAUGGAAGAGUAGAUAAAACCAAUUUUUGAAGGAAUGCUAAAUUUCAACUUGAUGUUCACAGAUGAUAUUUUUUCAUCACAAGAUAAGCUGAAAGAAGUCUUAGAUGAUAUCAAUAACAAAUUAGUUAGAUUAUAAGAGUCAGGUGAUUUGGAUAGAGAUAAAGAAAUUAAUGAAUACAUUGAGAAGAUAUCACUUCAUAAAAAGAGAUUGGAAACCUUGAAUAAAAGCUUGAUGAAUAUAUAAACAAGGGUUGAUAAAAUAGAAUAAAGAUAUAUUUUGUAUAAAAAAAAUAAUAAAAUUUGA